AUUUGUAUUACAUAAAAUGUUUAUUUUUCUAUUGACGUUACUAUAAGAAUAGAUUAAAUUUCUUCACUGUUUAUUUGCCUAUUGACGUUUCUAUUAGUUAAUUAGAUGUGGCAAAACGGGUGGGUCAGAUUGGGUAACUAGUCAAAACGGGUUUGGGAUGAAGUGGGUCUAGGUCUUCUUAAACUGUUGGGAUGGAGUAUGGCAAAACUGGGUUGGAUCUUGCACAAGCAGCUCCAAAAUCAUGUUGAGUUUAAGAAAUGGAAAUGGCGCUUAAAUGCCUCUAAAACUAGGUUGGGAAUUGGCAGCUUAAAUGCUUUGAAUUUAGCGCUAUUAUAUCAUCUCAGCUAUUCAUGGCCGUGAUACAUUUGUUAUCGGUGUGGCAAAAGGUUUUCGGGUGUUUGGCUCUAAAUUGCUCAGCCAUUAAAAGGAUGCACCAGGAAAACAACAUCCCUUCUUUCAUUUUAAAGAUAUCAGAUCAUUCAUGUUAAUCUUACUCAAGAGAACCCAAAACCACUGGAAGCUGAGAAAACACUAGAGAUGACUUACUCGGUCAAGUGGACGGAAACCAUGUUACUUUUAGAGCAUCCGAUAAAUGCCUAAAAUCCUUGUGUUACAUUUAGAGGUGGCAACUAGCCGGAGUAACUUAAGAAUGGAUCAAGAUGGGUUAUGUCUUAUCCCUGACUGGCCUAUCUCCUAAAUUGAAGUUUUGCUUAAAGGAAACGGGUCCAAUUGGCUGCACAGGGAAAUGUUCAUUGGUUCUCUAUAUUCAAUUCGUUCAUGAUGGUUAUCUUCCUCACUGGCUUGGUUUCAAUGAUUCUGAUGCGGACCCUUAGAAGUGACUAUGCUAAGUAUGCUCGGGAAGAUGAUGAUCUGGAAAGUCUGGAAAGAGAUGUAAGUGAAGAAUCUGGCUGGAAGCUUGUGCAUGGGGAUGUUUUUCAACCUCCUCGCAGUCUGGUUGUGUUGUCGGCAGUUGUUGGAAUAGGAGAGGAGCAAUUGUCACUACGUUUGUCGUUUCUUAUGCUCACGUCAUUUGUGUCUGGUUAUGUGAGUGGUGGCAUGUAUUCUCGCAAUGGCGUUGUAGGAAGGAACUGGAGUGGUGCUCCAAACAACCCUUGUCGCGAAGACCAUUCCUCACCCUAUUCCUGAGAAGAAGUGGUAUCUUACUCUAUCUGUGGUCUCGAUAAUGGGAGGACUACUACCUUUUGGUAGUAUUUUACUAUUUUCAUUGAGAUGUACUUUGUCUUCACAUCCUUCUGGAAUUAUAAGGUAUUCUUCAUAAUACGAUUUGCUUUAGCUUGCUAUCCUCAAGUUUAUGCUUUUAUAAAUUCAUCUUACAUUGUCCUUGUAUCCAUACAAGUCUAAGACUAAUUAAUAUUAGCUUACAUCAAAGUCUAUAGGGUUUCUAUAUUACAAAUGUAGAAUGAGACAAGGUAGUAUUAGUCGGAAAGAGUGGUGUAAUUUUGAUGUAACUUAACCCUUGUACUUGUACUAGUCCGUAAUUACGGCCUAGUGUCAUAUAUAUACAAUCUUUACUUUUCAAAAAGAUCAAAAAAAUUACACACACACACACGCUCGAACAAACAUAUUCACUCAUGAACAAGUUAAUAGAUUACACAAACAAACUCGAACAAACACAUCCACAAAAUCCUAAAGUUAUACCCAAUAUUCAUAUUUGCAAGUUGCAACCAAAUGUCCAUACAAAAUGAAAGGCCAAAAUCAUAUAUAGAGAAAGUACACACCAUAAUAAUCUUACAAAACUAAUAAAUAAAAUAGACGAAAUAUUAGCCAAUGGUGAUAAUAACAUGAUAAUACACACCACAAAAACUUGCCAUGUGGCAGAAAUCUCAUCCUAAAGCACACUAUUUCCACAAGCCCCCUCUCUUUAUCUUCUUCAUACUCAACUUCUUCAUCACCCCCAUCUUUCUUUCUUUCUCCUGCCACCACAACCAUUUUACACAAUGGCAACAACCACCGCCUCCCUCACCGGCACCAUGGCCAGCACCACCUUCCUCCGCCGCCAACAACCAACCAUCU
This is a messenger RNA of Erigeron canadensis, 2034 nucleotides long. Its product is annotated as transmembrane 9 superfamily member 1-like. Gene Ontology annotation, biological process: protein localization to membrane. The transcript is spliced from 6 exons. The record is from RefSeq and is a predicted model, not a curated record. Gene Ontology annotation, cellular component: membrane. NCBI's taxonomy places the organism in Eukaryota, Viridiplantae, Streptophyta, Magnoliopsida, Asterales, Asteraceae. Bases 778 to 1146 code for a protein of 122 amino acids.